AUGGCCGACCCCGAGACGGACAUUGGCCAGCUGUCCCCAAUCCAGCAAGAGGCGCUGCAACAGUACUUGGCCGUAACAGACCAAGAAGUCAAGGACGCAAUUCCACUGCUACAACGUUCACAAUGGAACGUACAGAUUGCCAUUGCCAAAUUCUUUGAUGGCGAAGGCCCCGACCCCUUGGCCGAGGCCAUGGCUGCCAAUCAAGCCAUUCCGCAAAUCGCCGCACGACACGAGAACCUGCAACAGAGCCUGCUCGCCUCGGAAUUUAGCUCACGAGUGGCACCGCGCCGCGAUCGAACCGACCCAGCGCCGCGUAUCGUGCCACAGUCGUCGACGACACACGGAACACCCUGGCUACUCGGCCUUUUGCUGACGCCACUCAACUGGGGCUGGCAGGCAGCGACGGUGCUAUUGCGCACAGUGCUAUACGUCGUGUCCUUCUUACCGACGGCGAUUCGGCCGACACUCCUGACGAGCCGACUCUCGACGGCGCUGCAAGGCGGGGGAGGUGGCGGGGGGCGGCGAAUGCUGAUGCCGCGCGACGCGGCGGCGCGGUUCAAGCGCGAAUUUGAAGAGGAGCACGGGGAGAAUGAGCUGCCGUUCUUUGAGGGCGGGCUAGCGCAGGCGCACGAUCUGGCCAAGAAAGAGCUCAAGUUUCUGCUGGUGGUGCUGCUCUCGCCUGAGCACGACGACACGGCGGCGUUUGUGCGCGAGACCCUGCUAGCGCCCGACGUGGUGAGCUUUGUGCGGGAUCCGGCGAGCAGCGUGGUGCUCUGGGGCGGCAACGUGCUCGACUCGGAAGCGUUCCAGGUGGCGCGCGAGUACAAAUGCACGCGGUACCCGUUCUCGGCGCUCGUGUGUCUGACACCUAAGGAGGGCAGCGCUACACGCAUGGGCAUCGUUAAGCGGCUCUCGGGUCCCAUGCCUGCAGCGACAUACCUUUCAGAGCUGCAGGGGGCCAUGGAAAAGUAUGGCGCCGACAUGGCGGGCGUGCGGGCCGAGCGCAGCGCGCAAGAGUUUGCGCGAUCCCUGCGCGACCAGCAGGACUCGGCUUAUGAGCGGUCGCUGGCGAUUGACCGCGAGCGCGCGCGCGAGAGGAAGGAGGCGGCGGCAGCAGCGGCAGCGGCGGAGAAGCGUGCACUAGAGGAAGCACAUGCCGCCGCUCGGCGUGCGGAAAAGGGCGAGCAGUGGCGGGCUUGGCGGGCAGCGCGCAUUCGGCCGGAACCGCCGGCGAGUGAUAAGGAGGUUGUGCGCGUGGCGCUUAAGAUGCCCGAGGCGUCGGGGGCGGGCCGCAUUACAAGGCGGUUCGCGCAGGACGCGCCAGUCGAAGAACUCUACGCGUUUGUGGAGUGCUACGGGGUGCAAGACGACAGCAGCAAGGGCAGCGCGGAGAAGCCAGAAGACUAUGAGCACAAGUACAUGUUUCGUGUGGCAUCGACGCUGCCAAGAGUCGUCUACGAGCCUAGCACAACAGAGACGAUGGGGGCGACGAUUGGGCGGUCGGGGAAUCUGAUUGUGGAGGCGAUAGAGGAUAGCGCCGAGGAGGAGUGA
Molecule: messenger RNA, 1551 nt
Organism: Beauveria bassiana ARSEF 2860
Lineage: Eukaryota; Fungi; Ascomycota; Sordariomycetes; Hypocreales; Cordycipitaceae
Product: UBX domain-containing protein
Exons: 2
Coding region: 1-1551 (516 amino acids)
Cellular component (GO): endoplasmic reticulum
Molecular function (GO): ubiquitin binding
Source: RefSeq, a predicted model, not a curated record